AUGGGCAAGCUCCACCAGGUGCGCGUGUUCUUUCUCGGCGAGGCGCCGUCCACGGCGCUCGAGCGCCGCCUCGUGCGCAAGAUCGACCUGGUCGUCAUGACGUUCUGCACGCUCCUCUUCCUGUCCAACUACCUCAACCGCGCCAACUUCAACAAUGCCUACCUCACCGGCAUGAAGGAGGACCUCAACUUCCGCGGCAAGCAGUUCAACCAGGUCAACUCCAUGUUCACCGCCGGCUACAUUGUCGGGCUCUGGCCGAACAAUCUGAUCCUUCAGGUGGUGCCGCCUCGAAUUUGGUUGCCGUUUUGCGGUGCGAUGUGGGGAAUCCUUUCGGCGUGUCUGGCUGCAUGCAAGACGCCGCAGCAGGUCAUGGCGAUCAGGUUCCUCCAGGCGCUGUUUGAAUCGAGCACGUUUACGGGAUGCCACUGGAUCUUGGGAUCGUGGUACAAGGAGGCAGAGUUGGGUAAGAGGAGCGGGAUUUUCUCGACGUUCGCGCAGAUGGGCAGUUUGUGGUCCGGAGUGAUGCAGGGUCGGAUCUCGCAGACGAUGAACGGCCAUUUGGGACUCAAGAGCUACCAGUGGCUGUUUAUCAUUGACUUUUGCAUCGCCAUCCCCAUCGCCGUGUUUGGAUUCGCACUCUUCCCGGAUACCCCGCGCAAGACCAAGGCCUGGUUCCUUACCGAGGAAGAACGACAGUGCGCAGUCGAGAGGCUUCCUGCGCAUCAGCCGACGAAGAUGUCCUGGGAUUUGGUCAAGCGAGUGUUUGGACGCUGGCACAUCUACAUGUUCGGGCUCCUCUUCGGCUUCGGUAGCAUGCUCGAGAGCGCGGGCAUCAACAGCGUCAUGGGAUUCUGGUUCAAGUCGAUGAAAUUCUCCAAGGCCCAGAUCAACUACUACCCGCUCUCGCUCAUCAGCAUUGCCAUCGUCACCACCAUCAUCGCAGCCUACACCACCGACUACCUGCGCAGCCGAUGGUGGGUCAACCUGCUCAUGGCACUCAUCAUCACCAUGUCCUCCGCAAUGCUCCUGGCGUGGGACAUCCCCUACGGCGCCAAGUUCUUUGCGUUUGCCAUUCAGGGGACGGGCUACAUGGGACAGGCCACCAACUUCGCCUGGGCCAAUAUCGUGUGUGCUGCCGACGAACAGGAGCGCGCCAUGGUGCUGGCGGGCAUGAAUGUGUUCAGUAACGUCGUCAACUCGUGGUGGAACAUUGUGCUUUGGCCUGCAACCGAUGCGCCAAGAUACCGCAAUGGCUGGAUUAGCAUGUUCCCCCUCGCCGCCUUCGUCGUCGUCGUCUCGCUUGCGAUUGUCGCCCUCGAAAGAAGGGAUAGGAGAAACGCCGACGGCCCCUAUGCCAAAGACGAGGCUCAACACAACACGCAUACGCUUCACCAAGCAGGCUCCGAAUCCGACUCGGCCUCGAUUAAAGACAAACCCACCGCCUCGCUCUAG
Moesziomyces antarcticus is the source of this 1452-nucleotide messenger RNA. Its product is annotated as MFS general substrate transporter. Gene Ontology annotation, biological process: pantothenate import across plasma membrane. The transcript has a single exon. The record is from RefSeq and is a predicted model, not a curated record. The coding region runs from base 1 to 1452 and encodes 483 amino acids. Gene Ontology annotation, molecular function: pantothenate transmembrane transporter activity. Lineage: Eukaryota; Fungi; Basidiomycota; Ustilaginomycetes; Ustilaginales; Ustilaginaceae. Gene Ontology annotation, cellular component: plasma membrane.